UGCGGUAUCCUUCCGCCCUGAGAGUUGCAGAGCUGUUUCCGGAUUGUUUCUCUCCCUAGCUGUUUCCGCCGCCAUUGCGGGUUUCCAGAAUUUGGUGUUACGGCCGCUGGUUUUCAUUCAGGGAAAGCACAAGUAAACAAUAUACGGGCGGACAGAAUAGUACACAUUAUUAUUCCAUAUUAAAAAAACCAAAACAUUAGAACAUAAAACACAUUCAUACACAGCUUUGGACAUUGAGGAAAGCGUUCAGUGGUUGUCCGGCUCGUACCUGAGUGAAGAAGCUGUAGAAAAGAGCAGAUCUAGGAGGAGUGAGAGAAGAGAGUAACCGCCAUGGCUCAGAUCCUUCCCAUCCGCUUCCAGGAGCACCUGCAGCUCCAAAACCUGGGCAUCAACCCAGCAAACAUUGGGUUCAGCACCUUAACCAUGGAGUCGGACAAGUUCAUCUGCAUCCGAGAGAAGGUUGGGGACCAGGCCCAGGUGGUCAUUAUUGAUAUGAAUGAUCCCAACACUCCUAUUCGCCGCCCCAUCUCUGCUGACAGCGCUAUUAUGAACCCUGCCAGCAAAGUCAUUGCACUGAAAGCUGCAAAAACUCUUCAGAUUUUUAACAUUGAGAUGAAGAGCAAGAUGAAGGCUCACACCAUGACUGAUGAUGUCACCUUCUGGAAGUGGAUCUCUCUGAACACGGUUGCUCUGGUAACAGACAACGCAGUGUAUCAUUGGAGCAUGGAGGGAGAUUCCCAGCCAAUGAAAGUGUUUGACCGACAUUCCAGUCUUGCAGGCUGCCAGAUAAUCAACUACCGCACUGAUGCCAAGCAGAAGUGGCUGCUUCUCAUUGGCAUUUCAGCACAGCAAAACCGUGUUGUGGGUGCAAUGCAGCUCUACUCUGUGGACAGGAAGGUGUCUCAGCCCAUUGAGGGGCAUGCAGCUGGCUUUGCUCAGUUUAAAAUGGAAGGGAACGCAGAGGAGUCCACUCUCUUUUGUUUUGCUGUUAGAGGACAAGCUGGAGGAAAGUUGCACAUCAUUGAAGUGGGCACACCACCAGCAGGGAACCAGCCAUUUCCAAAGAAAGCAGUUGAUGUCUUCUUCCCACCUGAGGCGCAGAAUGACUUUCCUGUUGCAAUGCAGAUAAGUUCAAAGCAAGAUGUUGUCUUUUUGAUCACCAAAUACGGUUACAUCCACCUGUAUGACUUGGAGACAGGCACCUGUAUCUACAUGAACAGGAUCAGUGGAGAGACUAUCUUUGUUACUGCACCCCAUGAAGCUACUGCUGGGAUUAUUGGAGUCAACAGGAAAGGACAGGUGUUGUCCGUGUGUGUCGAGGAAGAGAACCUCAUUCCCUACAUUACCAAUGUACUGCAGAACCCUGACCUCGCCCUCCGCAUGGCCGUCCGCAACAACCUGGCCGGAGCGGAAGAACUGUUUGCCCGGAAAUUCAACAACCUCUUUGCCCAGGGCAACUACUCAGAGGCAGCUAAAGUAGCAGCAAAUGCACCAAAGGGAAUCCUGCGCACUCCGGACACCAUCCGUCGUUUUCAGAGUGUUCCUGCUCAGCCUGGUCAGACCUCUCCGUUGCUUCAGUACUUUGGGAUCCUGCUGGAUCAGGGCCAGCUCAACAAGUUUGAGUCUUUGGAGUUGUGCCGGCCAGUGCUUCAGCAGGGUCGAAAGCAGUUGCUGGAAAAGUGGCUAAAAGAGGACAAGCUGGAGUGCUCUGAAGAACUUGGCGAUCUUGUGAAAUCUGUGGACCCAACUCUUGCUCUGAGUGUCUAUUUGAGGGCAAACGUUCCUAACAAGGUCAUCCAGUGUUUUGCUGAAACAGGGCAGUUCCAGAAGAUUGUACUUUAUGCGAAGAAGGUUGGAUACACUCCUGACUGGAUCUUCUUGCUCAGGAAUGUUAUGAGGAUCAGUCCAGAGCAGGGACUGCAGUUCUCUCAGAUGCUGGUACAAGAUGAGGAGCCCCUGGCAGACAUCACACAGAUUGUCGAUGUGUUCAUGGAAUACAACCUGAUCCAGCAGUGCACCUCCUUCCUGCUGGAUGCACUCAAGAACAAUCGUCCCUCAGAGGGCCCUCUUCAGACACGCCUGCUCGAGAUGAACCUCAUGCACGCCCCACAGGUUGCAGAUGCUAUUCUGGGUAACCAGAUGUUCACUCACUAUGACCGGGCCCACAUUGCUCAGCUGUGUGAGAAAGCUGGCCUGCUGCAGCGAGCCUUGGAACACUACACAGAUCUGUAUGAUAUCAAACGAGCUGUUGUUCACACUCACCUUCUCAACCCCGAGUGGCUGGUGAACUUCUUUGGCGCCUUAUCGGUUGAGGACUCCCUAGAAUGCUUGAGGGCCAUGCUGUCUGCUAAUAUUCGUCAGAACCUGCAGAUUUGUGUCCAAGUGGCGUCCAAGUACCAUGAGCAGCUCUCCACUCAGUCUCUCAUUGAGCUUUUUGAGUCUUUCAAGAGUUUCGAAGGACUGUUUUAUUUCCUGGGUUCAAUUGUAAACUUCAGCCAGGACCCAGAGGUUCACUUCAAAUACAUUCAGGCUGCCUGUAAGACUGGGCAGAUCAAAGAAGUGGAGAGAAUUUGCAGGGAAAGCAAUUGCUAUGACCCUGAGCGUGUGAAGAACUUCUUGAAGGAGGCCAAGCUGACGGAUCAGCUUCCACUAAUCAUUGUGUGUGACCGAUUUGACUUUGUCCACGAUUUGGUUUUGUACCUGUACCGAAACAACCUGCAAAAAUACAUUGAGAUCUAUGUGCAAAAGGUGAACCCUAGCCGUCUCCCUGUGGUUAUUGGAGGGUUGCUGGAUGUGGAUUGUUCUGAGGAUGUCAUUAAGAACCUCAUUCUGGUUGUGAAGGGACAGUUCUCCACUGACGAGCUGGUGGCUGAAGUUGAGAAACGAAACCGGUUGAAGUUGCUCCUGCCCUGGUUAGAAGCCCGCAUCCACGAAGGCUGUGAGGAACCCGCAACUCAUAAUGCUUUGGCUAAAAUCUACAUUGACAGUAACAACAACCCUGAGCGCUUUCUCCGUGAGAAUCCAUUCUAUGACAGCCGUGUGGUGGGCAAAUACUGCGAGAAGAGAGACCCUCAUUUGGCUUGUGUGGCUUAUGAGCGUGGCCAGUGUGACCAGGAGCUCAUUAAUGUAUGCAAUGAGAACUCCUUGUUUAAGAGCCUGUCACGUUACCUUGUCCGCCGAAAGGACCCUGAACUUUGGGCCAGUGUGCUGCUGGAGAGCAACCCAUUCAGGAGGCCACUUAUUGACCAGGUUGUGCAGACUGCCCUGUCUGAAACACAGGACCCAGAGGAGGUGUCCGUAACUGUCAAAGCCUUCAUGACAGCUGAUCUUCCAAAUGAGCUCAUUGAACUGCUGGAGAAAAUUGUUCUGGACAAUUCUGUAUUCAGUGAGCACAGAAACCUUCAGAAUCUCUUGAUCCUUACUGCCAUCAAAGCAGACCGUACCCGUGUCAUGGAAUACAUUAACCGCUUGGAUAACUACGAUGCCCCUGAUAUUGCUAACAUAGCCAUUAGCAAUGAGCUCUUUGAAGAAGCUUUUGCCAUCUUCAGAAAGUUUGAUGUGAACACAUCUGCAGUCCAGGUGCUAAUUGAGCAUAUUGGUAAUCUGGAUCGGGCCUAUGAAUUUGCUGAACGCUGCAAUGAGCCAGCUGUGUGGAGCCAGCUUGCUAAAGCUCAGCUGCAAAAGGGUUUGGUUAAGGAAGCUAUUGACUCCUAUAUUAAGGCUGAUGAUCCCUCAUCCUACAUGGAGGUUGUACAGGCAGCUGAUGAAAGUGGAAACUGGGAGGAUCUGGUGAAAUACCUCCAGAUGGCUCGGAAGAAGGCACGCGAGUCCUAUGUGGAGACUGAACUCAUCUUUGCUUUGGCAAAAACCAACCGUUUGGCAGAACUGGAGGAGUUUAUCAAUGGGCCCAACAACGCUCAUAUCCAACAAGUGGGUGAUCGUUGCUAUGAUGAGAAAAUGUAUGACGCAGCUAAGUUGCUCUAUAACAAUGUGUCCAACUUUGGCCGAUUGGCAUCAACACUGGUUCAUCUGGGGGAAUACCAAGCUGCAGUAGAUGGUGCCAGAAAGGCAAACAGCACUCGUACAUGGAAGGAGGUUUGCUUCGCUUGCGUAGAUGGUAAUGAGUUCCGUCUGGCCCAGAUGUGUGGUCUUCACAUUGUUGUCCAUGCCGAUGAACUGGAAGAGCUGAUUAACUAUUAUCAGGACCGUGGCUACUUUGAGGAGCUGAUCACAAUGUUGGAGGCAGCUCUGGGUCUAGAGCGUGCUCAUAUGGGAAUGUUUACUGAACUGGCCAUCCUGUACUCCAAAUUCAAGCCACAGAAAAUGAGGGAACACUUGGAACUCUUCUGGUCCAGAGUCAACAUUCCAAAGGUGCUGAGGGCUGCAGAGCAGGCACAUCUGUGGGGAGAACUGGUAUUCCUUUAUGACAAAUAUGAAGAGUUUGAUAAUGCUAUCAUCACAAUGAUGAACCACCCAACAGAUGCCUGGAAAGAGGGACAAUUCAAGGACAUAAUUACCAAGGUGGCCAAUGUUGAGCUGUAUUACAAGGCGAUCCAGUUUUACUUGGAGUUCAGACCCCUGUUACUGAAUGAUCUUCUGAUGGUGCUAUCCCCCCGACUUGACCAUUCACGAGCUGUCACCUUCUUCUCCAAGGUUAAACAGCUUCCACUGGUCAAACCAUACCUGAGAUCUGUACAAAACCACAACAACAAGGCAGUAAAUGAAGCAGUUAACAAUCUCUUUAUCAUAGAGGAAGACUACCAGGCCCUCCGUACAUCCAUAGAUGCUUAUGACAACUUUGACAACAUUUCCCUGGCUCAACGCCUCGAGAGGCACGAGCUAAUUGAAUUCAGGAGAAUUGCUGCUUACCUCUUCAAAGGCAACAAUCGCUGGAAACAAAGUGUGGAGCUCUGCAAAAAGGAUAAGCUUUACAAGGAUGCAAUGCAGUAUGCCUCAGAAUCAAAAGACACAGAGCUAGCGGAGGAGCUGCUGCAGUGGUUCCUGCUGGAGGGAAAGAAGGAAUGCUUUGCCUCUUGCCUGUUCACCUGUUACGACAUGCUGAGGCCUGAUGUUGUCCUGGAAACCGCAUGGAGGCACAACAUCAUGGACUUCUCCAUGCCCUACUUUAUCCAGGUCAUGAGGGAGUACCUUUCGAAGGUUGAUGAAAUAAAAGACAAGGUUGAUAAACUUGAUGCUUCUGAAUCUCUGAGGAAAGAAGAGGAACAAGCAACAGAAACGCAACCCAUUGUUUAUGGUCAGCCACAGCUUAUGCUCACAGCAGGACCAAGUGUUGCUGUUCCUCCUCAGCAAGCUUACGGCUAUGGCUACACAGCACCAACCGGGUUUGGGCAGGCACCCCCCCAGCCUGGCUUUGGCUACGGCAUGUAAGGAACUUGAUCUGGAGUCGUCCAUCUUUCUGUCCUUAAUGUCCACCAGCCCAUUCUGGUCUUGUACUCACAACAGAGGAAAACUUUUAUUUUAUUUUUUUUUCUUAUUUUCUUUAAACUUUGUUAUGAAGGACUCCAUUUUAUUUCUAUAUAAAAAAAUAAAAUAAAAAAUUGGAUCACAAAGGUUUAACUUUUUUUUUCACAUUCCAUAUUAAUAACUAGGAUGAUUUUUUUUGUGUGUUUUUAUUUUUAAGGGAAAUGGUUUAAUUAAAUGUACAAGUGGGCUUGUACAAUUCGAGUCUGCUUCUUAAAAUUAAAAACAGUGUCGUGAAGCAUCUGAUUUGCACUCUGUAGUGAGAAGAAACUAAUGUAGAAUCUAAAUUUUUUGAUGUAUGUGAGCAGCUUGUGUUCUGUCUGUAAAAUGCAUUUAAUUAUUGUAUAUUCAGAAAAAGCUACGAUGUUCUUAAUAUUUGAACAUAAGACUGCCGCUUCCAUGACUACAAACAAUAGCAACACUAAGUAAUAACCGUAUGUCCUACACAAUUGUGUGUAGCUCUAUAACAUUUUUUUUUAUUUGAAAUGCAUACAGACAUAUGAUUUAAAAGUGAGACCAUUUUAAUCCUUCCCAGCCUAUGCAGGUUCUCUGGUUAAACUUGUAGAAGAUGUUAGUGUCUUUUUGUUCACGCCAUGUGUAACAGAUGACCUUUUGUUCUGUAUACCGUGCUCUUGUGUGGAACCAUUCCAUUUUUGAGGAGGGGAAAAACAGUUAUUCUGACCUGUGUGUAUUUACUAACCCCUUCCUUGUGCUGAGGUUUAUGUAUGCUGGAUAUUGUGGUGUUUUAGGUCACUGUUUUGAGUGUACAGAAGAAAGUUUAAAAACCCCAAACCCUUGCUAUCCCGUCAGUUUUUUGUUUGUGCAGUUUGAAUUGAUGAUCAAAUUGAGAAUAAAAUUACAGGACUGUGGUAA
This is a messenger RNA of Acipenser ruthenus (sterlet), 6354 nucleotides long. RefSeq names its product clathrin heavy chain 1. Bases 331 to 5388 code for a protein of 1685 amino acids. The record is from RefSeq and is a predicted model, not a curated record. Gene Ontology annotation, molecular function: structural molecule activity; clathrin light chain binding. Gene Ontology annotation, biological process: receptor-mediated endocytosis; mitotic cell cycle; intracellular protein transport. The transcript is spliced from 33 exons. Lineage: Eukaryota; Metazoa; Chordata; Actinopteri; Acipenseriformes; Acipenseridae. Gene Ontology annotation, cellular component: clathrin coat of trans-Golgi network vesicle; clathrin coat of coated pit; clathrin-coated endocytic vesicle.